AUGGCAAUCUUCACAUCAUUUGAGCACGAAACGGCCACGCAACAGCCUUCACAGUUAAAGUCUGUACAAAUCCAAGACCACCUGCGACAAGAACCACCAUAUCAUCGGGCAGUUCUAUGUUAUAUCGUUCGAGGCGCCAAUAUCGAACAAGAACUGCCAAAGAGUCCAAAGGCAAAUAGUGCUCAGGUUCGGAAAAGUGAUAGGGUUGCAUUGCCAUGUGGCCCUCUAGAGCCCCUUCUAGGGGUAAUAGAAGAUAACAGUUCGAGUCCUCUGGACACCGCCUGGAAGACGAUCAGAAAACAGACAAGCAUACCACCAUCCUCAUUGUCUGUCCUUCGAUAUGGAAAGAGCUUUUUUUCGGCGACUUCAUCUAUCGGUCAGAAAUGCCUCUUUUAUCCGUUCGCAUUCCAUCUCAAUACCUUGUCAGGGCUCAGCACCGAGGUAGAUAAGUUACGUCUUGAUCAAAGUAUUUGUGAAUGGGAUAACCGCGACCCGAAUCCGUACGACUUGAUGGACAGCCAUUACCACGGACAGGGCUUGCGAAAAAUUUGGUUUGAGAUCGAUCUUGGCCCAACGCCGGGAAAGAUGUUGGCGAGUGGCCUGAAGCAGCUUCAACACGAUCAUGAAAGUGGCGCACGGAAAUUAGCUGCUGUUUCAGUGAACAUCCUUCGGGCGGUCCUGGUCAACCUUGACGACCCCAUCACUCUCGGUGGCACAUGGUGGCAGAAAGCCAGGAUAACGGCCUGGCAUCUCUGGAAAAACGGGCGUCAAAGUAUGGACGCGGCCAUUCUCAGCUUUCUGCUGAUGACAUUGACUGAGAUCGAGACGUUUCUAUUGACUAUGGGUCCCGAGGAAACUUGCGACAAGCUGCACAUCUCUGAACUCUUCGACCGGAUACAGAAAAAGAUACGAUCUUAUAAGCUUCGCCUUAGCUACAAUUUCGGAUCAUACGCGAUGUCUAAAAUUAGCCGAACUGGUUCUAUACCUAAGCACUUGAAAAUCUUAACACUAUCUGCGAGUCAUACCAUUCGUGAAUGCAUCGCACAGCUGGUACGGAUCUCCGGCGCUCAGUCAAUCGAAAUCUGCGUCUUGGAAUCACGCCCUCUAUUCGAAGGUGUUUCACUAGCAUCUUCAAUUCUGGAAUAUCUUGAGAACGAACCUAACAGCCCCAAAGUCGACGUAUCUAUUUUUACCGACGCUUCGGUCGCCUUCGCAGCUCAAGGUGUCGAUUUUCUUCUGCUUGCAGCAGACCGCAUUGCAGCUGAUGGGUCAGUUAGUAACAAAACCGGAUCUUUGCCGGCAGCUCUAAGCGUGCGGCAUGUUUCCCCUUCGGCAGAUAUUAUCGUUGUGAGUGAGCUCGAUAAAGUAGCUAUGCAGAGCUGUGACACAGAAGCACAUACCAUGGAGAACAAUGAGUCCUCGGAGGUUUUAGACGCCUGGCAGCAGAGCGAGACCGUAAAGGGACUCGGCGUCAUUGAACAAAAGAUCCAAAAGAAGAGUCGACAAGUGUCAGUAAACGUACCGAACGUUUACUUCGAAUGGGUCCCUCCAACAUUGAUAGAUGCCUACAUCUGUGAAGAUGGUGUCAAACUCCCAUCUGAUUUCCGAAAACGGUCACAGUGGAUCAAAGAGCAAUGUGAGCGAUAUUUUGAUCAUGACUUGUGA
Messenger RNA from Aspergillus oryzae RIB40, 1665 nucleotides. RefSeq lists its product as uncharacterized. Lineage: Eukaryota; Fungi; Ascomycota; Eurotiomycetes; Eurotiales; Aspergillaceae. The record is from RefSeq and is a predicted model, not a curated record. The coding region runs from base 1 to 1665 and encodes 554 amino acids. Gene Ontology annotation, molecular function: S-methyl-5-thioribose-1-phosphate isomerase activity. The transcript is spliced from 2 exons.